Phyllopteryx taeniolatus (common seadragon) is the source of this 1631-nucleotide messenger RNA. RefSeq names its product putative E3 ubiquitin-protein ligase UBR7. Gene Ontology annotation, cellular component: cytoplasm. Gene Ontology annotation, molecular function: ubiquitin protein ligase activity; zinc ion binding. The record is from RefSeq and is a predicted model, not a curated record. The transcript is spliced from 11 exons. Bases 131 to 1315 code for a protein of 394 amino acids. Lineage: Eukaryota; Metazoa; Chordata; Actinopteri; Syngnathiformes; Syngnathidae.
GCUUUUGUGGGCGGUCACCGACGGUACGUCACUUCCGGCACGUGGUAAUGCUCCAAACUCCCGCCCGGAACUACAACAUUGUUUUGCCCUUCUCCUCACUCCAGCACUGUGAGCUUUUUCCUCCCCCAUUAUGGCAGAGACAAAGACAGCGGAGUCCAACCUUGACGAUCUUCUUGCAAACGAGGAGGAUCUGGAGAAUGCUUUGUGCGUACUGGCAGGAAGUGACCCAGAAAACUGCUCUUAUUCCCGGGGCUAUGUGAAGAGGCAGGCGGUGUUCGCAUGCAACACAUGCACACCCAAUGCAGCACAGCCUGCUGGCAUUUGCCUGGCUUGUGCCAACAAAUGCCACGAUGGACAUGACAUCUUUGAACUGUACACCAAAAGAAAUUUUCGCUGUGAUUGUGGAAAUGGCAAGUUUGGGGAAUUCCGGUGUCAGCUCAUUCCGGCCAAAGAUGAGGAAAAUGUGAGAAACCUUUACAAUCACAACUUCUCUGGCUGCUACUGCUCAUGCGACCGGCCGUAUCCUGACAUGGAGGAUCAAGUCAACGAUGAGAUGAUUCAGUGUGUCGUCUGCGAGGAUUGGUUUCAUACCAGGCAUUUGCGGUGCACAGUGGCUGAGCCCGAGGAGUUGCAGGAGAUGCUGUGCGAGGCCUGCAUGAACAAGGCUCCGUUCUUGUGGACGUAUGCUGCUCACUUUGCAGUUUCACCCGAGGAGGAUGAAGAGGUGGAUGUAGUGGAAGUAGAAGAAAAGCGGCACGUUUCGGAGUCAAGUAAAAUUAGCCUUGAAGAACCUUCCACCAGUCUUGAAUACAAGGACCAGGAGGGAGCGGCAACCAGGAGCUUACCUUGUAAACGGAGCCACGAUGACAUGACAGACCGACCCGGGGAGACCAGAACGGCAUCUUGCAAGCUGAAGGAUCUCCGGGCCCAGAAUGUGGCGAGGCCUCGACGGGGUGCCGUGUUUUGGCCUUCCGGUUGGCGCUCUCGGUUGUGCACCUGCACAAGCUGCAAGAGGGCUUACGUAGCCGCACAGGUCCAUUUCCUCAUGGACGAGUCCGACUCGGUUCUGGCCUAUGAGAACAGAGGCCUGGUGGAGCCAUUUGGGCAGCACCCGCUGAUGGCAGUGACCAGUUCAAUGAACAGAGUCCAGCAGCUAGAGUUCAUUUACGGUUAUAAUGAGCUAACGACUGCAUUGACCACAUUUCUUCACCAAUGUGCAGCCGAAAAUAAGGUGAUCACUGCAGAAGCCGUGCAUCAGUUUUUCGAGGAGCUGCAGGCUAAAAAACGGCGCAGGACCAACAUGGGCUACCAAUGACUGAACGUGGGCUGUGCUGCUUUUGAUGAAAACUCUGAACGUUUCUUUCCCCCCUGUUGAAUAAAAGGGGUGUUCAUGCUGCAACCAAUGAAUCUAGAAGAAAUAGUGCAAAUGUCAGAAGCAGGCUUGUUUCUGUUCAAGAUGCCUUAACUUUGAAGUUUAACAAGAAGGCUCGUUGUUACUUCAUGCAUGUGCAUUUGUCACCGGUUUUGUUUCAGCACUGGAUGUUUGAAAAAGUCUGUUAAAGACAUAUUGCAAAGUGUUACAUGGGGAUAAUUGUAGUAUAGGCAGUUUAGUAAAGAAUAAUUGUCAACCA